Molecule: messenger RNA, 969 nt
Organism: Didymella exigua CBS 183.55
Lineage: Eukaryota; Fungi; Ascomycota; Dothideomycetes; Pleosporales; Didymellaceae
Product: geranylgerany transferase type II beta subunit
Exons: 4
Coding region: 1-969 (322 amino acids)
Biological process (GO): protein geranylgeranylation
Cellular component (GO): Rab-protein geranylgeranyltransferase complex
Molecular function (GO): Rab geranylgeranyltransferase activity
Source: RefSeq, a predicted model, not a curated record
AUGUCUCUGGUCUCAGGUCCGGGUCGAGCAGGCGUAGGCACCAUGCCCGCCGAAAUGCAGCUUUUCGUGGAUAAACACGUCCGCUACAUUCAGAGCCUCGACACACGCAAAGACGAGCUCGAGUACUGGCUCACCGAGCAUCUGCGCCUCAACGGCUUGUACUGGGGACUGACUGCUCUGCACUUGCUGGGACAUCCGAACGCCCUCCCUCGCAAUGAGAUCCUAAACUUUGUGUGCUCGUGUUUGCACGACAACGGUGGCUUCGGCGCUGCUCCGGGACAUGAUGCUCACAUGCUCUACACGGUCAGUGCUGUGCAGAUUCUAGCAACCCUUGAUGCAUUUGCAGAGUUUGAAGAGCGCGUCAAAGACGGGCGGCAGAAGGUUGGUCAAUUCAUUGCAGAUCUCCAAGACCCUGAGACAGGCACUUUCGCAGGGGAUGAAUGGGGUGAACGAGACACGCGCUUCUUGUACGGUGCAUUGAACGCUUUGUCUCUCAUGAGACUGCUGGAUCUAGUCGACGUGGAGAAGGCAGUCCAGCACGUCCACUCCUGCGCCAACUUCGACGGCGGCUAUGGCACCAGUCCGGGUGCUGAAUCUCACUCAGGCCAAGUGUUUACGUGUGUUGGAGCAUUGAGUAUCGCAGGGAGGCUUGACCUGGUCGAUCAAGAGAGACUGGGAGCUUGGCUAAGCGAACGACAACUCAAGAACGGUGGGCUGAACGGGCGGCCUGAGAAGAAGGAGGACGUGUGCUACAGUUGGUGGGUUAUGAGUAGUAUGGCCAUGCUGAACAAGCUCCACUGGAUCGAUGGCGAGAAGCUGACGCAGUUCAUUCUGCAGUGCCAGGAUCCCGAACGGGGUGGGUUGGCAGAUCGCCCUGGUGACAUGGUGGAUGUCUUUCACACAGUCUUCGGCAUUGCUGGGCUCAGCCUGCUCAAGUACCCUGGACUGGAGGAAGUGGACCCUGUAUAG